UUCUUUCUCCUCUUUUUCCCACACCUUAUAAUACACUGCCACCCGUUUCUCCCACUUUCAAACCCAAACAAAAAUAUUCACACAAACAGUAAAACUCCAUUAUCAAACAAAACCCAAUUUAACUCACUAUCAUUACAUUAAAUAGCCUCGAUUUCUUAAAUUCCCCAGAUUUGAAUCAGGAACUCUCCUCAUUCCUUCCUUCUCCCUCUUCUCACUUUCUCUCUCCUCAUUUCAUCACCUAUUUCUAUCCCUUGUCACUCAAUUGCAUCAAAUCCAAACACCCUACCUUAAUUUUUGGUAAAAAACAGGGCAAAUUCUCAUUGCCCACUUCAAAUUUGGCAAACUAAAAAGGAAAAAAAAAUGUCUCAAAAGCAUUUGAAAGAGUUGCUAAAAGAAGAUCAAGAACCCUUUUACCUAAAAGACUAUAUUGCAGAUAAACAAUGUUUACUGAGGAAACAAUCAGCACCACCAAAUAAUAAACUUGAGCUAAAAAAGUCAUCAAAACCCACUUCAAAUUUAUGCAAAAAUGCUUGUUUUUUCUCCUUACAAGAUUCCCCUGACCUUAGAAAAUCCCCAAAAUUAUUCAAUUUUCCUCCUUCCCCUGUCCCUAAUAGAAGCCCUAACAGAGUAUUCCUUCAUGUUCCUGCUAAAACCGCCACUCUUUUACUGGAGGCGGCGAUAAAGAUACAAAAGAAGAAAUCAAAGCAGAAACCAACAACCCAGGUUAAGAAUUCGGGUUUUGGGUUGUUUGGGUCUAUGUUGAAGAGACUAACACUCCGUAACCGGAUUAAGUCGAGCGAGACGGCAACAAUCACAGAGAAUGUAAACAAAGGAGGGGUUAGUUUAGUUAAUGUAGAAUCAGGGGAAGCAGCAACAAACAUUAACAUUUCCUCUAGUGUGUCUUCUUCUUCGUCUUCUGGAAGAUCGAGUAGCUUGGAUUUAGAGACUUCUAGCAGUGGAAGAUCAUUUGAUGGUGAUGAAAAAGAUGAAGAUUUUGAGUUUACUAAUGUUUUGAGGGGAAAUAAUGACACUAAUAUUAUUAAUAAUUUUAAUAAUAAUAACGAAGAUUAUUAUUCAUCACCAAUUUGUUCAAGUCCGUUCCGUUUUGCUCUUCACAAAACCCCUUCUCCUGAACGUUGCUCCCUAGCUAAAUCUCCUGUUCGUUGCAAAUUUCAGGACAAUGUGAAGUAUGAAGAUGAAAGCAUAAUGAAAUUCGUUCAAGAGGAAGAUGAAGAAGACAAAGAACAGAACAGCCCAGUUUCAGUGCUCGACCCUCCAUUCGAAGAUGACUACGAAGAUGACAGCUACGCAUUUAUACACAGAGCCCAACAAGAGUUGUUGCACAGGCUUCACAGCUUUGAGAGGUUGUCAACGUUGGACCCAAUUGAGCUUGAGAAACGAAUGAUUGAAGCAGAAGAGGAAAAUGAAGUAGAAGAAGCAAAGGAGUGUGAAUUGUUGACAUUUGAUGAAAAAAUACAAGCCCAAGAAUUCAUGCAAGAAAUAUUCAGGAAAUCAGGUUUUCAGGAUGCCAAGAAACCAGGGAUCAAGAGACUAAUCUCGGAUCUAAUAAUAGAGGAAGAUAGUGAAGAAGACACAUGUGAAUGUGAUGAGCAAGUCAUAAAAAGGGUAUGCAACAGAUUGGAGUCAUGGAAGGAAGUGGAAUCAAACACAAUUGAUAUGAUGGUGGAAAUAGAUCUUAGGAGGGAGAUUAGUGACUGGAAAAAGUCAAGAAAGGAAAUCGAUGAGGCUGCAAAGGAUAUAGAAGUUGCUAUUUUCGCGGUAUUGGUUAAUGAACUAGUAGAGGACUUGGGAUGAUCAGCUCGAUCAAGUUGAGAAACAUCUACCUUGGGUUUUCUUCUAGGAAGUCCCAUUACUUUUCUCUUCAUUUUCGUUGCUUCAUUGUUUCAUUCUUUUACUACUUGUCAAGUUACUUGAAGCAGGGGAUCAUAAUCUAACACGAAUGAUUAAUUAUGGUAAUUAGGUAACCCGAUGAUCAGGAUAAUUCGGGUUUAGUCCUAGAGUAGUAUCAAGGUAUCAAUGUAUGUAUGGGGAGAGGAGUCGUAGGACAUGUAUAAUACAUAUAUUUUGAGUAGCUUAAUCAUGAACUUGCAUUUUUUUUUUUUU
Molecule: messenger RNA, 2124 nt
Organism: Spinacia oleracea (spinach)
Lineage: Eukaryota; Viridiplantae; Streptophyta; Magnoliopsida; Caryophyllales; Amaranthaceae
Exons: 3
Coding region: 361-1815 (484 amino acids)
Source: RefSeq, a predicted model, not a curated record